Molecule: messenger RNA, 777 nt
Organism: Lampris incognitus (smalleye Pacific opah)
Lineage: Eukaryota; Metazoa; Chordata; Actinopteri; Lampriformes; Lampridae
Product: 2-oxo-4-hydroxy-4-carboxy-5-ureidoimidazoline decarboxylase-like
Exons: 2
Coding region: 189-713 (174 amino acids)
Biological process (GO): allantoin metabolic process
Molecular function (GO): carboxy-lyase activity
Source: RefSeq, a predicted model, not a curated record
UUUGGUAAUUGGAACAUACUGUGCAAAGAGAAAAAUUAAGAAAAAUCCCAUUUAAGAGGGGAAAAAAGUUAAAGAAAAUAUUAACCACAGACACACACACCCCCCUCCGGGGGUCCAAUAGUGGCACGGGUUAACCUUGCCUUGUACCUUGACUCGUGCAGCGAUUCGUCAGUGUUCCAGCAAACAUCAUGGACAUUACAAGGAUUAAUUCUCUGUCCUACGAGGAUUUCGUGCACGUCCUUGGCAAUGUGGUGGAAAACUGUCCCGUUAUAACUGCUGCCGUGUGGUCCAUGCGUCCCUUCGCCAGCCUGGCUGCCUUGGAGGCUGCCGUCACUGAUUUUAUCGAGGCCCUUCCUGAACAAGGGAAAGAGGGCAUCCUGCGGUGUCACCCUGACCUCGCCGGCAGGGACCUCCGCAACGGCACCUUGACCCGCGAGUCGCUGGAGGAGCAGGCCGGGGCCGGACUGGACGCGCUGGACGCGGCGGAGCUCUCGCACAUGGCCCGCCUCAACGGGGAGUACAAGGAGCGCUUCGGCUUCCCGUUUGUCAUUUGCGCCAGGAUGAACGACAAGGAGGCCAUUCUGCGCCAGCUGUCACGCCGCCUCGCGCACGGCUGCGCGGAGGAGAGGGCGUCGGCCAUAGAGGAGGUGAAGAAGAUCUGCCGCCUGCGCCUCCGCAGCCUUGUGCUCCCCGACCCGCCCAACAGGUUAUGAGCCUGUGGAGCGGACGUCGCGUUCCACCAUUUCCGUUCAUUUGCCAGAUUCAUUAAAGAUCUAA